AUGCUACUGGCAUCUGUUUCAUAUGCCUCGCCUACAAGUUCCCCAAAGCUUCCAGUAGUUGAUCUUGGCUAUGAACGUCACGAAGCCAUAUCAUACAACUCCUCAACAGAAGUCUACCAAUUCUCGAACAUUCGUUAUGCCCAGCCUCCUGUCGGAGACUUGCGUUUUAGGGCUCCUCGACCUCCACUGACGAACCGUAACGAGAUCCAAAAUGGCUCACAGCCGAGAACCUGCCCCCAAGGAGUUGCUGGAUGGCAAGCCAGAGCAUUCGGGCCAAUUGGUGCCUUUACCAACGGGAAGCCAUUUACCCUCGAAGCCUGGGAACAGGCGAUUCAGAACUCUUCUAUCCCUCCAAUCGAUUUCAACAAGGCUAGUUCAGAAGAUUGCCUCUUUCUCGAUGUCCACGUCCCUAAGAAGAUCUUCAAGAGCAAAUGUGGUGCUCCCAUUCAUGGUGGAGGAUACGCAUUUGGUUCUAAAAACGGCUCUCCAACCCAAGGCUUUGUCCCUUCUGGACUUCUCGAGCAUGCUAAAGAAUUCAGUGACGAGGGCAUGAUAUUUGUUGCUCUUAACUAUCGACUUGGCGCUCUGGGCUUCCUUUCUGGGCAAGAGGUUGAGCAAGAUGGAGACCUGAAUGCAGGUCUACUCGACCAGCGUCUUGCUUUACAAUGGGUACAAGGUAACAUCCAUCUCUUUGGUGGCUCAAGGGACAAAGUCACUGUCAUGGGUGAAUCCGCUGGCGGAGGCUCUGUCCUUCUUCACAUGACAGGCCCCUCCAACAGCACAAACAUCAAAGCCCCGUUCGCACAAGCCAUUGUCCAGUCUCCAGCUCUGGUUUCAAAUCUUCAAGUUCCAGAAUCUGGAUAUGCCGAUUUCCUUUCUCAGCUAAACGUCUCAUCCUUGGCAGAUGCGCUACGAGAUUCUAAGACGGCACCCGACAGCCUCUACCGAUCAUUCAAAAAUGGCGCUUUUGAUAAGUCUGUCCGGUUGCUGGCUGCCCAUAACAGCUUCGAGGGAAGUUUCUUCUUUAACCCGAAGGUAAAGACCGAGGAGCAGCUUGAUUCCUGGAUUCAGAACUCGCUUCCUGGUUACACCAAAAAAGACCGAGACCACCUGAUCAAAGAUCUCUAUCCUUUCGACCCCAGCCUGGGAGAUGUUGCCCAAGGCUCUAGCCAAAGGGCCAUUUGGGGCGACGCUAUCUUUGACUGCACGUUCCUUACCGCCCAUGAAGCUUUUGGAGGAAACAGCUACGCAUACUUGUUUGAUGUUUCGCCAGGAUUCCACACUCAAGACUUGAAGUAUACCUUCAACGACCCUGCCACUCCGGCUUUUCGACCGAUUGCGCAAGACAUUUUGCAGCGAGCUAUUGCUAGCUUUACGAUAAACGGAGAGCCAGUCACUAAAUCGAACGGGACCUAUGAGGCCUUUCCAACUUGGGGGAGUGAGAAAUCACUGAUCAGGAUCGAGGGGGAUAGCCUCUCGGUUAGAACAAGUGUAGUCAACGAGACUCGUUGCGCGUGGUGGCAGUCUGGCUACGAGUCUGUGAGGGUCGGACAAACUCAUGUCUGA
Messenger RNA from Clonostachys byssicola, 1566 nucleotides. The record is from the annotation of a GenBank genome assembly. Lineage: Eukaryota; Fungi; Ascomycota; Sordariomycetes; Hypocreales; Bionectriaceae.